Thrips palmi is the source of this 786-nucleotide messenger RNA. RefSeq names its product annexin B11-like. The coding region runs from base 130 to 786 and encodes 218 amino acids. The record is from RefSeq and is a predicted model, not a curated record. Lineage: Eukaryota; Metazoa; Arthropoda; Insecta; Thysanoptera; Thripidae. The transcript has 5 exons.
CCGCCGCCGCUGCCGGCCGAGUACAACCCGUUCGCCAACAAGGCCAUCCUCCGGGGCAGCCAGUCCGAAGUGGGCAGUGCGGGCCCGGGUCGCAAACCCCACCCUCAAUUGCUGCCGCCAAGGCCUCCGAUGGACGAGCUGAUCCCCCUGCGGCCCGUCAACACCCCGAGCCAGGGCGGCGGCAAGGGCUCCGACGCGCUGCCCGCCAUCCCGGAAGCACCGCGCCCCGAGCGGCCCCCCGAGCGGCCCGGGUCGGCCGGCAAGCACCACCUGGACGGUCACAUCCACACCGUGGCCUCGGGGCCCGCGCCCGCGCCCGCCCUGACCCCCAUCGGCCACCACCAGGGCGGCCUCGGGCAGGGUCACGGACACGGCCACGGACACGGCCACGGCGCCGGCCACAACGGGGACCACUCGCUCAAGGCCGCCAAGCCCACCGAACUGCUGGAGCAGGUCAACAAGGACUCCAUCAUCGACGUGCACCAGGCCGAGGUGGCCGUCGUGGCGGACCCGGCCAUCCACCGCGACGAGGACAACAUGAAGGAGGUGCUGAUGGUGCCGGCCACGUCGCCGCCGUCGUCCGUGGUGUACGGCCUGGGCACCAUGUGGGGCGUGCUGGCCGCGCUGUGCCUCGUCGCCGCCGUGUUCGUGGACUCGCGCACCCGCCUCGUGCCGCGCGUCCACUUCACCAUGCUGCUGGCGCUGCUGCUGGCGCUGGCCGCCGCCAACUCGGUGUCCCUCUUCUACGACGUCAUCAACCACGACCAGCUGCAGCAGCAGCAGUGA